AUGACUGGCAUCUUUGCGCAGCAACCUCUAACACAUCUUCGCCCUGCAUCUCACCAACCAUCCGCUUCCACCAAGGUCACCAACUGGGGCGCACCGCAGUUCGACAUGGAUCCCUUCCAUCACCCACAACCCGCUCAAUACGCACAGCAGCAACAUUCCUCGCCCCUCGCUGGUCCUAGCAACCUCUCCGCUGCUGCUCCUGCUGCUGCUACUUCUUCACCGUCCAGUAGUAAGGGCAACUACCUCCCAGAGCAAAUCUUCUCCUCGUCACCGACGGAACGAAGCCUGUACCCCGCAAGUACCAUAGCAGCGGUCAAUGCUACACGUGCACGAUUCUUCGCGCAACACUCUUCCUCGACCACCUCACGAUCGCGCUCACGUCCCACACCCACUGGUUCCACGACCCGGUCGUACAAACCCCAACCCUUCUCCACAUCCAGCUCCUCAUCGUCUUCGUAUCGAAAAUCCUUCUUUGAACGAUGUCAACGUGCAAUGGAUACAUCACGUUCCUCCGCGAGAAAGCAGCAAAUAGACGGGUUUAGAAAGGGAAUCCAUGGUGGGAAUCGGGAACUGUUCAGCGAUGAAAUGGAUCAAGAUGACGAUGAUCUCUCCAGUCCUCCCCCCAGUUCACCACCGGAAGAAGACGAAGAGUUGACGAGAAGACAGGUUAUCGCAGAGUAUGCUAGGUUGAAGCGCGUCUACGAGGCAAAAGGUCAUGCGGAGAUCGGCUGGUUGGAUCCGGAUCAGCUGGAGUGGUUGGAGAGAGAGAUGCAGGGCAGAGAAGAGGAGGAAGUGGUGGAUCCCUACUGGGAUGCAACGGAUGACGUGCUGGAGGAGUUGUGGAGGGAGUCCAUGCAGAGCAGUCAGUAUGCAGCAGAGGAGCAGGAGGAUGUGGGGAUGCCGGACGAGUUUGAUGACGAGGAUGAGGCGUUUGAGGAGGCGCUAGCCAUGUUGCCGGUGUGA
Messenger RNA from Pseudozyma hubeiensis SY62, 963 nucleotides. RefSeq lists its product as hypothetical. NCBI's taxonomy places the organism in Eukaryota, Fungi, Basidiomycota, Ustilaginomycetes, Ustilaginales, Ustilaginaceae. The coding region runs from base 1 to 963 and encodes 320 amino acids. The transcript has a single exon. The record is from RefSeq and is a predicted model, not a curated record.